Venustampulla echinocandica is the source of this 372-nucleotide messenger RNA. Its product is annotated as Ctr copper transporter. The transcript is spliced from 3 exons. Gene Ontology annotation, cellular component: membrane. Gene Ontology annotation, biological process: copper ion transmembrane transport. Bases 1 to 372 code for a protein of 123 amino acids. Gene Ontology annotation, molecular function: copper ion transmembrane transporter activity. The record is from RefSeq and is a predicted model, not a curated record. Lineage: Eukaryota; Fungi; Ascomycota; Leotiomycetes; Helotiales; Pleuroascaceae.
AUGGGUCACGGCGACAUGGACCACGGCGAUAGCCAAAUGUGCAAUAUGAACAUGCUCUUCACCUGGAACACCCAAAACCUCUGUAUAAUUUUCCGCUGGUGGCACAUCCAAACAACUCCGGGCCUGAUAUUCUCCCUCCUCGGAGUUGUCGCCCUCACCGCAGCAUACGAAGCCCUCCGUCAAGCGAGUCGAAGAUAUGAGCGUUUCGCGAACAGGGAGACGCUCGAGGUUCCCACCGAUGGAGAAACUGUUACUGAGAGAACGCCAUUUCUGUGGUCAGGACGGAACCAGGUCGAAGUCACCAAGAGGGCGCAUGUCAUCAAAGCACUGAUUUAUGCUUUUCAAACCUUUUACGCGUUUAUGCUUAUGUAA